Molecule: messenger RNA, 1569 nt
Organism: Beauveria bassiana ARSEF 2860
Lineage: Eukaryota; Fungi; Ascomycota; Sordariomycetes; Hypocreales; Cordycipitaceae
Product: F-box domain-containing protein
Exons: 2
Coding region: 1-1569 (522 amino acids)
Source: RefSeq, a predicted model, not a curated record
AUGGCUCAGUGGAAGGAUCUGCCAUACGAACUCCAGGAGCUGAUACUUGAUCACCUUUUCCGCCUAUCAAGUCCAACAAGCAGCAACAACAAAGGAGGCGUGGUUGGCAGGCCGUUUCAGAGGAUGAAGCCGGACUGUAUCGGAUACCUGACGACUUGUAAGACCUGGAAGCAAAUCCUGGAACCGCGCAUAUACCAACACUUGUUCCUUACCUCGUCAACCCUUUCAAUCUUGAGGCGACUCAACUGCCACCAACAAAAUUUCGUCCAGUAUAUUUGGCUAGCAAUUGAGCUGCAGGGGUAUGACUGCCCUGACUGUAUUAAGUUGGAUUUGGAUCAUCUUGACGAUAGUGCAAGAAGACAAGUCGAUGCAGCCUUGGUAGACACAACGCUAUGGCAACUCUUUUACCUGCUUCGUGGAUGGAGCAGAGAAGGGUUUGCGAAAGCCGGCAAUUUGACACUAGAGAUCAGCGUCUUCUCCAAGAGCGACAUGGAACAUGUCUUUUGGAACCAUCUACACUUCGACUCGUCCCCUUUCACCCCUGCCGAGGAGUUGGAAAUCGGCCGCCCUAGGCUAAACGACCGCGGCCACGGCUGGAAAAAUGGACAACUCAUGGGUCCCCAUGAACUACAUUCAAUUCAGGUCAUCACGCAACCUACGAGCAGUAUACGUGGUGAUCUUGAACUACAACCAGUCCCAGCAGUCAACAAGUUCAUAAUCAGGCGCCAGACACGGCGGCGAUUGCCAAUAGACACACUCGAAGCUAUGCUUGAAAAGCUGCCUAACCUACAUUCCAUCGUAUUGGAGCCUUGGAGGUCUGAAGCUUGCUUCCCCGAGACUGGGGCCUAUCCUAAAGAUACAGCAUUCAGUCGAUACAUUCCUCGAAGCCUUCCGAAUACAUUGAAACACCUUAUUCUUUUUGAGGACUUCAACGAGGACUACUGUCGUGUCUACGUGACUGAUCCAGUAACUGCUGAAUGGGUGUGCCGUCCGGAGCUGCAUCGAACGCCAUCAGUUUUGAUCGCCCAGGCGCUAGCUCAAAUGUUGGGGCUCGAGAAGCUUGCAGCAUCGUACUUGAUUGAUGCACAUGAUUUCUUCACUUGUGCCAAGGAUUACACGUCAAAUUGGCACGCGUUAUCGUCCCUAUAUCUGACCUCACGACAGCUGGUGCCAGAAACAGACACUCGUCGCAUCGACGGCAUCUUGGCACUGGCAGGGCAGGUUGCACUGCGCAUGCCCGCGCUGGAUACCAUGGUAAUUUGGUAUGGAGCCAAGGGAGUUGCGAGCGAGUUUCGCUAUGAGGUAACGGAUGGGAGAAACGUUUCGGUGCAAUGGCGAGCAACAUUCGGCCUCCCAUUCAUACCAGAAGCGCUAGAGGCGUGGCGAAAAGUCGCAGAGAUGCGCGGCUUGGAGUUGACGGUUAAGACGAGUCUAACGCUGCCGGCGGACGAGUUUGAGGCUUAUUCACAUGGGGCAGUCAUCUCUAGACUGGGGCUCGUCGGGCACGUAGUUCAUCCGGUGUCGUUGGAGCAGAUAUGCUGCGAGACUCGUCGUUAUUGGUUCAAGUAG